ACGCUAGAGCACUCAGCCCAGAGACUGGCCCGAGCGGCCGCCCGGCUUCAGCAGUCCAGUAGGCGACCGGCGCCUCCAGCCUCCAACCCGGCCACCGUCUGUAGGGCCACGAAGCCGGUACUGGUGACUGGUCGCGGCAAGGCCACUGCCAGGUCAAAGCCAGCCCAAAGCCGCCAGCCCAUUCGUCCGGUCCCCAGUGCCUCAGAGUCCCGGCCUCCAAUCAAGCCAAUCAGGCUGGUCAGGCCCACCCCGUCCGCGGCUGCAGGGGCACCUCCGUCCCCACAAGCAGGCCCUAGCAGGAUGGCGUCACCUACGGCGUCCCCACCCCAGGAGAGGCAGAGCUGGUGGGUAAUCACGUCCAGCGAUGAAGACCGGCUGUUGUCCCCCUCAGUUGCAUCACCCCGGCCACCCACUCCACCUCGCCCAAGGCCGAUUAGCCCCAGCCACGUUUCCCCAGCCUCUACAGUUUUCCUGUCGCCCAACCAGCCAACCAGCCAGCUAACCAGCCCGAUGACCAGCCAGUCAGCCAGCCAGCCAGAUGACGCCAGACCGGCCCCACCUCAGGCAGCCCAGAGGGUACUGGUCAGGGACGCCUCCACACAGACCCCUUUCCUCUGGUGGCCCACACCCUCGGAUUCCGGUUGGCAGGCACGUCAAAGGUCUCGAGAGCUACGGUCAAGGCGUCGAGCAGAGCAGCACCGGCCCCGUGACAGAACAUCCCGCAGGCAAGGCAGCCGCCCUCCCACCAGCCGUGCUAGGCCCCAAAGCCGAGGACAAAACCGAAGGUCUGCCAGGUCAAGGAGCCGCUCUCCCGCCCGGAGAAGCCAUUCUUACCGGCGGCGUGAGAACCACCGCUCGUGA
Molecule: messenger RNA, 861 nt
Organism: Bemisia tabaci
Lineage: Eukaryota; Metazoa; Arthropoda; Insecta; Hemiptera; Aleyrodidae
Source: RefSeq, a predicted model, not a curated record